ACUGGUAAGCAACAUAUUUUAAGAACAGGAACAGGAGUGUUAUAAUUAAAUUUGUUUGCAAAGCCAAUGUUUUUUUUUUUUUUAUUAUUUCUUUUUCGUCUUGAUCCAGCAACCACAGCCAAACUGGUAUGUUAUUUCACCAACUGGUCGCGGUACAGAACUGGUGUGGGGAAAUUCCUGCCAGAAAACAUGGACCCCUUCCUCUGUACCCACCUGGUUUACGCCUUCGCCAUCAUCAACCACGCUAAUGAGAUCAGCGAGUAUGAGUGGAAUGAGAAAAGCCUCUACAGAUCAUUCGCUGAGCUCAAGAACAGAAACCCCAAGCUGAAGACUUUACUGUCAGUCAGAGAGGAGGACGAUGGAUCUCAGUUCUCCAUCAUGGUAUCCUCACCAGCCAACCGUCAGACUUUCAUUCAGUCUACUACCAAAUUCCUGAGGACUCAUGGAUUUGAUGGUCUGGAUCUGGACUGGGAGUUCCUCGGAUCUGCUGGAAGUCCUCCAGAGGACAAGCACAGGUUCACUCUGCUCUGCAAGGUACACUGACUGACUGGACACUUUCUCCUCUAAAAUCUAUAUUUAUUCAAUUCGUGUUCUACUUUAAGGUUUUCUAGGUCUAGGUCUAGGUUUUUUCUUGUAUUUUUUUUUCAUUUUAACUUACAACCGCGAGUUAAUUCUUUCUUUUCUUCCAUUUAUUUUUGUCUCUUUUUCUUUCUUUCAGAGCAGUACAUAAAAAUACAUGUAACAACAAACACAUUGCUUACAUCAGUCAGCACAUCAGGAUAUUGCAAAUUGUUUUUAUUAUUACCAGUAAGGUACGAGUGCACUGCUCUCAGCGUCCUGUUGCUCGCGCUUGUGCUCGCUCUACAUAGACAUGAACGAGCUCGCUCAAAACAGUGAGGAGACACACGUCAGCUAAAAGCACAAUAUCA
Messenger RNA from Sebastes umbrosus (honeycomb rockfish), 929 nucleotides. RefSeq names its product acidic mammalian chitinase-like. Gene Ontology annotation, biological process: carbohydrate metabolic process; chitin catabolic process. The record is from RefSeq and is a predicted model, not a curated record. Lineage: Eukaryota; Metazoa; Chordata; Actinopteri; Perciformes; Sebastidae. Bases 67 to 543 code for a protein of 158 amino acids. The transcript has 3 exons. Gene Ontology annotation, cellular component: extracellular region. Gene Ontology annotation, molecular function: chitin binding; chitinase activity.